This is a messenger RNA of Misgurnus anguillicaudatus (oriental weatherfish), 1647 nucleotides long. RefSeq names its product coiled-coil domain containing 197 (gene ccdc197). NCBI's taxonomy places the organism in Eukaryota, Metazoa, Chordata, Actinopteri, Cypriniformes, Cobitidae. The record is from RefSeq and is a predicted model, not a curated record.
CACACACACACACACACACACAAAGAUCCCUGCAGACUGCACUGUUUAUUCUCAUCAGUGUUUAAACUGUCACAUCACAUAUACAUCAACGCAAGGCUUUCAGUAUUUUGGAAAUGUAAGACGAAGAUUUGAUAAACAACAUGUCACACAAAUUAAAGUUUGGAUACGUAAUUCAUGUGUUCAUAACACACACACACACACACACAAAGAUAAAGCACAGUGUGUUUGUUUAAUAAAUGAAUUAACCCUAAGAGUUAACAAUAUUAAGACUUAACGCAAUGUAAUUGCUGUAGCGCCGCACUGUGGAUGCUAACGUGCGUCGUUGCUAUGACAACAGCAAAACGUCACGACGCGUGUGUAGCUAGCAACAAAUAAAGAGUUGAAGGAAAACCCCAAGGCUGUUUCGGUGUUUUCUCUCGGUUAUAAGCCGAUAAAUCGCAGAUGGAUCUCUUGAGUUUUCCUGUGCUGAGAAUAGAAGAGCCUCAACCAAAGCUGAACUUAGAAAACCGAAGAAAAAACAUCUUUGUAACGCAGUUAGAGGAACUCAGAGAAAUAAAGAAUGAGCACAUUAAACACAUCCCCGUGAUAACAGAGUGUUCUAGUGAAAUACUGGAGACGGGCGUCAACACACUCCAGACAACACUUGUACUGAAGAAACAGGUGGAGGUGCAUGAAGUUCACAGGAAACUUCUUCACAAACGUCAGGAGUUUAAAGGUUGCAUGCAGAUUCUGCAGCAGAGAAGAGAAGAUUUACAGCAGAAACAGCUGGAGGCAAAACAAAGGGCAGCAAAAUUUGAGAAAUUUGUUGAAGAAAAUGAGGUGAAACGUCGCCGUGCCUUGAAAAGAUUUCUGCUAGAGAAACGACAGAAUGAAUCUAAAGAAAAGGAGAAAGCUGAGCUUUCUAGACAGCUCGAAGAAUUACAAGCAAGGCGACUUUAUUUAAAAGAGCGAGUGAAAAAAUAUAAGAUUUUUGAAGAGUUUCUAUUGAAGGUUCUUCAGUUACUUCCAGACAAUUAUCUCGGCUAUGGUGCUGAUUUGGUGACGCCAAUAAUCAGGCGCUACGAGACGCUGUCCACCUCACGCCAGGAUCUUCUGCAGCAGUUAAACAGUCUGACAGAUGAGCUAAAAACAAGCCAGCACAAGCUGGACACGCUCAAACAGGAUCACGGCACAUACAAACUAAUGACUAACCAGAAAUUAACAGAACUGCAGACACAGUUGGAUCAAAUAAAAGAGAAGAAGAAACAGCAACAGUUCAGGCUUCAGAUGAGUUUGGGUGAAUCCAGAGAUCAGGUGGAGGAGGUGGGGAAUAUUUUGAUGGCAGUGAGAAACCUUGGAGAGCAGUGUUACCUAAAUCACUAUGGACCUCUAGAAGGCAUGGACAUCUUCACUAUGAUGGAUAUGAUAAAGGAAUUUAUCGUGGAGAAAGCAGACCUGGAGAAAAGAGCCACGAGACUCGCAGAUACAAACCAAGUGACAGCGCAAAAAAAAACUUCCAGUAAAAUCCAUCUGAAGAGCUCCAGUAAGACCAGCAGCAGCAGAACCGGACUUCAGCAGUGACCUGCAUGUUUUCAGAGAAAGUGAGGCUGUCAUUGCCUCGAGUGGAAAACCACAGAUUUCUAAUAAACAACUGGAUUUAAUGUUGAA